Messenger RNA from Anopheles moucheti, 1539 nucleotides. RefSeq names its product D-3-phosphoglycerate dehydrogenase. The transcript has 6 exons. Lineage: Eukaryota; Metazoa; Arthropoda; Insecta; Diptera; Culicidae. The record is from RefSeq and is a predicted model, not a curated record. The coding region runs from base 144 to 1142 and encodes 332 amino acids. Gene Ontology annotation, molecular function: phosphoglycerate dehydrogenase activity; NAD binding.
CUUGAGAGUGCGGGUUUAACAACGACCCGUUUCGUUUGAAUUAAGUAUUCGUGUAGAACAGAGCGUCCAGAGCAGUUGUGAAGUUUGUUUGAGAACGAUAAUCUACCGUCCUGUGAAAACUAUUUUCUACUACAUUCCCCAAAAUGCCAGUUGAUAUCAAAUGUGUCCUGGUGUGCGAUGCUGUUGACAAUGCGUGUGUCAAACUGCUGGAAGAUCACGGAAUUCAGGUUGACUACAAGUUAAAGCUGCCGCAAGAUGAGUUAAUUAAGGAAGUUAAGAAUUAUGAUGCUCUCAUCGUGCGCUCGGACACGAAAAUCACGGCCGAGAUUCUGGAUGCGGGUGCAGGCCGGGUGAAAGCGGUUGGACGUGCCGGAGCGGGUGUAGACAACAUCAACAUUGAAGCUGCCACGAGGAACAAUGUGCUGGUGCUUAAUACUCCCGGAGGCAAUUCGAUUUCGGCGUGUGAACUAACGUGCUUCCUGAUCGGUGCACUUGCACGUCCUAUCUGCCCGGCGGCAACCAGCAUGAAGGAAGCCCGUUGGGAUCGGAAGAUCUACUCUGGUACGGAGUUGUACGGUAAAACACUAGCUAUCCUCGGACUCGGUCGUAUUGGGCGCGAGGUAGGUGUACGCAUGAACGCGUUCGGUAUGCGCGUAAUCGGCUUUGACCCCAUCACAACUGCCCAAGAAGCGAAGGCUGCCGGUAUAGAAAAGAUGGAGCUGGAGCAGAUCUGGCAGCAGGCAGACUACAUCACCGUGCACACACCGCUCAUUCCUGCCACACGAAACCUGAUAUCAGGGAUCACCUUCGCUAAAUGUCGAAAGGGCGUACGUGUGGUUAACGUAGCACGCGGUGGUAUCAUUGACGAGGCCGCGCUGUUGAUGGCCCUUGAAAGUGGCCAGUGUGGCGGAGCUGCAGUUGACGUUUAUGCGGAAGAACCCCCAAAAUCGGACAUCACCCGGAAGCUCAUCAAUCACCCUAAGGUGGUUGCUACGCCUCAUUUAGGUGCUAGUACGUCGGAAGCACAGGUGCGCGUUGCUGUCGAGGUAGCCGAACAAUUUGUCGCCCUCACUGGUAAAUCGGCCGUUUACACACAGUAUGCCGGUGUGGUAAAUCGCGAGGUAUUAAAAAAUGUCUUUUAAAUUGAAUUCGAUUUUGGCGUCAGAAUGAGCCAUUCUUGGUUGCGCCAGCCCGUCAAAAUCAAUCAUUCGCACACGGUCGGCGUGACGUCGUUUUCGGCACCGUGACGUUCUACAGGCAAUUACUGAUGAAAUCGACCACAGGGCAUGAAACUCAACACCAUCGAAUUUGUUACGAAUUCGACGAAUAGGAUAUAUUUGUGCAGAGAGUCACAAAUAACAAGCGCAGCAUAAGGGCCCGCACAUAUAACACGUACAAUACACAUAUAUGAAUGGAGAAAACUCUACGUAUGUAGAAAAUUUUAGCUUUUCAAAGGAUUUUAUUGUAUUGAUUAAAGAAAGAAAAUAAUAACAAACAAAAAACGAAACCAAUAAUGCUUAUUAAUGAUUGCCUGUGUCC